AUGGGUAAUCAAUCGGCGAAAUCGCGAACGAGUCGUGUGCCGCACUCGAGAUCGCAUCACAACGGAGUCCGUGUGGAGAAUGACGUCAUCCCGAGAUCGGCGUCUGCUAUUCCGUCAAUUGAAAAAUCGCCGCAUUUUUUCGAUUCGCCGCCGCCGCCGCCGUCCGACUCGCAUUCGUCGUGUCCUGCAGCGUCCGGCAAAUAUCGUACUAGUCCAAGAGACGAUUCGAAGGAGAACUCGUCAUCGCCUAGAGAUUGCCGAUCGUUGAACAGCAGCGAGCCGUUGAGUCCGAUUCAGGAGCGACUAAUUCACUCAUCUGUUGCUCGCACUUCGAGUGGUGAAGCUUCGGCUCAACAACAUCAAGCGCAUUCUCAACACGCGCACACUCAACAUCAUAAUAUGAGCGUCCAGAAGAGUAAUUCGACGAAAAGCACCAAAAGCGGCCUUCGCGCGCAAAACUCCAAGGAUAAAGCGUCGUCGAGCCACUCGAAUCCCAUCGGCGUUCCAUUCGUCCAUCAAUGCCUUCAUUUGACGUCGGCUCAAAUCAUUUUCGUGCGCAAAACGUGGUCGCACGCUCGCAAUCAGGGCUCACUUGAGCCGGCAAUCAGCAUUUUUCGCAACUCGUUCUUCAAACAUCCCGAAAUUCGCCAAAUCAUAAUGCACGGCACGAAAAACGCGGGACACGAGCGUCUCAAGAAACACGCGCAAUUAUUCACGACAUUGAUGGAUGAUCUGAUUGGCGGACUCGAUUCGCCGACGGCGACGGUUGCCGCGUUGAGAGAAGCCGGCGAGAAGCACGUGUGGCCGAAUCGAGAGCAAUACGGCUGCCCGUUCCGCGCGACAUUGUUGGACCAAUUCGCGCAGGCGAUGAUCGAACGAACGCUCGAGUGGGGCGAGAAGAAGGAUCGAACCGAAGCGACGCAGACCGGUUGGACGAAAAUCGUGUUGUUCGUCGUCGAGCAACUCAAAGAGGGCUUCCAUGAUGAGCAGAAGAGGCAGCGGCGGCAGCGACCGAGGGGACAUAUAGCGAGCCGCGGCGAGUACAAUAGUUUGACGGACGCGACAGCCGGCGUUCGUCUUCCCACCGAAAUUCAACGAUUCAACACAUUUGAUCAACUUUGA
Molecule: messenger RNA, 1122 nt
Organism: Caenorhabditis bovis
Lineage: Eukaryota; Metazoa; Nematoda; Chromadorea; Rhabditida; Rhabditidae
Source: the annotation of a GenBank genome assembly